This is a messenger RNA of Erythranthe guttata (spotted monkey flower), 1381 nucleotides long. RefSeq names its product Chalcone and stilbene synthase family protein (gene LAP6). The record is from RefSeq and is a predicted model, not a curated record. Gene Ontology annotation, molecular function: acyltransferase activity, transferring groups other than amino-acyl groups. Gene Ontology annotation, biological process: polyketide biosynthetic process. NCBI's taxonomy places the organism in Eukaryota, Viridiplantae, Streptophyta, Magnoliopsida, Lamiales, Phrymaceae.
UAAUCACCAUCAACCUUCCACACAAAAUCACAUUUCUUACAACAAUCAAACAAUAUUGGCUAUGUCUCAAAUCAACAACAACAACAAUGGCGAAACGAAGAAAUCGUUGCCACCUCAGCGCAUUCCGACUCCUGGGAAGGCAACUAUCCUCGCUAUCGGAAAGGCCUUCCCGAGUCAACUCGUCCCUCAGGACUGCUUGGUCGAAGGCUUCAUCCGUGACACUAAAUGCCAUGAUUUGGUCAUUAAGGAAAAACUCGAACGCCUAUGCAAAACAACAACUGUGAAAACAAGAUACACAGUAAUGUCAAGAGAGAUACUCGAACAAUACCCCGAGCUCGCCACCGAGGGUACUCCGACGAUCAAGCAGAGGCUCGACAUCGCGAAUCCAGCUGUCCUUAAAAUGGCGACGGAGGCCAGCUUGACCUGCCUGAAGGAGUGGGGCCGCCCGGCGUCGGACAUCACUCACUUGGUCUACGUUUCCUCCAGCGAGAUCCGCCUCCCGGGCGGCGACCUCCUCCUCGCCUCCGAGCUCGGCCUGCGGAGCGACGUCGGCCGCGUCAUGCUCUACUUCCUCGGCUGCUACGGCGGCGUCACCGGCCUCCGCGUAGCCAAGGACAUCGCGGAGAACAACCCGGGAAGCCGCGUCCUCCUCGCGACCUCCGAGACCACGAUCCUAGGGUUCCGCCCCCCGAACAAGUCCCGCCCCUACGACCUCGUGGGGGCGGCCCUGUUCGGGGACGGCGCGGCCGCCGUUGUCAUCGGGGCGGAACCCGUCCCCGGCUUGGAAUCACCGUUCCUGGAGCUGAACUUCGCGGUGCAGCAGUUCCUGCCGGGGACGAGCGAGGUGAUCGACGGGCGGCUGUCGGAGGAGGGGAUAUACUUCAAGCUCGGCCGGGAUCUGCCGCAGAAGAUCGAGGACAACAUCAAAGAAUUCUGCGAUAAGUUGAUGGCGAAAGCCGGCGUGGAGGACUACAACGAGCUGUUCUGGGCGGUUCACCCGGGCGGACCGGCGAUACUGAACCGGCUGGAGGGGAAACUAGGGUUGGGGAAGGAGAAGCUGGAUUGUUCUAGAAGGGCGUUGAUGGAUUAUGGGAACGUUAGCAGUAACACUGUGCUGUAUGUGAUGGAGUAUAUGAGGGAGGAGAUGAAGAAGAAGAAGGCGGCGGCGGCGGCGGCGGAAGACGGCGGCGGCGGUGAAGAGUGGGGGCUGGCUUUGGCUUUUGGCCCCGGAAUCACAUUUGAAGGGAUUCUUCUUCGAAGCCUCUGAAUAUUUUUUUUAUUUAUAUUAUUAUUAUAUUGAAAGAAAAAUGGAAGAGUUGUUUAAUUUAUUUAUAUUAUGCAUGAAAAAAAAGGGCUCCGAAUUAAUGUGUUUUUCCUUCUU